This is a messenger RNA of Bradysia coprophila, 2344 nucleotides long. RefSeq names its product Radial spoke head protein 3 (gene Rsph3). NCBI's taxonomy places the organism in Eukaryota, Metazoa, Arthropoda, Insecta, Diptera, Sciaridae. Gene Ontology annotation, cellular component: cilium. The record is from RefSeq and is a predicted model, not a curated record.
AUUCGUAAACCGACUGCCUUGUAGGAAAAAUCAUUUUCCAUUGUUGUGUGAAAAACCGGUGGAAAAAUUCCUCAGUUUUAGCACUUUAUAGUUUUGCUUAAAAGUCGCUUUUGUUUGUUGGUUUUUUUCCCGACAGUUUUCUGUAUUGUUGAAUCUUUGAUUUCCUUUUGAAUAGAUGAAAAUAACCGAAGUGAUGGGUCGUACGACAGUAUGAUUGUUGGAAAUAAAAUUUUAUUGUUAUAUUAAUAGUUUAGAAUGUUGGCCUAAAAUAAGUGAACAAACUAUCGUUGAAUGUGAUAUGUGUAUGUAGAUAGAUAGUCCCUAUAUGGAAUGAAACAUUUGAUAUAUUUCGAUUAAGUAUUCAAAUGAUAAGUAGUGUCGAACGGAACCAAAUAAAUCGUUUCGUGUUAACCAAAAAUAUGAUGAACACAUACGUUUGAAGGAACCAAAGGAGGUCAAAUAAGUAAUAGAAUAAAUGACCGCAAUGUAGUUAGAUAAAGAGCAUAUAUGUCCUUCGAUUUUGACUAAUUAAGUCAACAGUCAAUCGUUCAUGUUCUAGUUUAAUAACAGAAGUUUUCCAAUCGAAACCUCAUUUCAAACUGGUGGUUCAACUAACAUCGAGUGAACAAUAAUUGUUGUCAAAACUAUGCCAACAUUGUCUAAUGUGCCAUCAUUCGAAGAAGACGAGCCAAUGGAAACUGAAGCGACAACCCUUUCAACGAACAGUGCAUUUACCGUCCUCAACUCAACCGACAAUUUGAAAACAUACAGUAAACCAAACGCAAUCGUGAGGCCAUCAAUACGACAAAAUCCUCCGAACGGAGAGGAUUUUAUUUUGAAGAAUGUUGAGUCGCAAAUCCUAUUGCAAGUUGACGAUGAUGAUGGAAAAUCACAUUACGAUUUGGGAAGUUUUACAAAGGAGCUGGAUACGAAAUUGAGACGAUUGCAGUAUGAGAAGAAGGGUUCAUCAAAAAAUAGCAGCAAUGGUGACACCAUCCAAAAACGACCUCUUUUUAUAACAACUGUUCCAACUGGUAUCUUUUUGCAACCACCAAGAGAACUUCCAGUUCCUCCGCCUCGUCGGACAUACGCAUAUUUUAGCAUUCCAAAAAUUCUAGCUAAUAGUAACAAUGCCUCAGGAAUACAAACUACACCACCAAAAUUGCCAUUUAAAAAGAGCCGACAAAGGGACACUCAUCCUCAGAAUAUUAUGCAUGAUAGGCGAAUAUUUCGUGGAAGUAAUUUUGGUCAAGCUAAUAAUCAGUGGAAUCCUUACUUUGCAUACGCUGGUCUUCUGUCUGGUAAGACGGAAGUAGAUGGCGUUAAUAAGGAGCAGGAAGCUAGACGUAGGCAAAUUCUACGUAAGCAACAUCAGCGAUCGCAGCGUGGAAUUAUCGGAACUCCGCCACCAGUAAAAGGCCGUAGACACGAAACCAUUCAAACCGACAAAUAUUUGGAAGAGCUGUUAACAAGACCGAUUGAAUCAGAUGCUCAGUGUCAGACUGAUUUGUUUCUUCAUCGACCACCGACACCGCCUCAUAUUGUAUCGUCAAUCAAAUCAGUUAAUGCAGAGACACAAGUUUUGGAUGGAGAACUUUUUGAUUUUGACGCAGAGGUCGAACCGCUUUUGGAGAUGAUGGUUGGUCGAACAGUGGAACAAAGUUUACUGGAAGUGUUAAAUGAAGAGGAGUACUCCGAUCUGCGCAAGCAACAACAAGAAUUUUUAUCAAUCCGGGAAGCAGAGAUUGCAGAAUUAAAACGCCUUCAAAAUAAGGAGUUUACAUCGAAAGACGAUAAGAGAUGUCAACUUCAUCAAGAUUUUAGUGGUCGAGACGGUUUCAUCGAAAUGCAAGACAAAGUCACAGCUGCCCAAUUACUGCAGGAUCAUGUUGCUAGUCGUCUACCGGGCAUUCUCCAGGCUAUUGAUCCAUUUGAAGAAGAACGAAAGGAAGAUCAAAAGAAAAGGGAAGAGAUUGAACGAACAUUGGGCCCGUGGUUGUCGAAGGAGGUUGCUGAGGAGGUGGGACGCAUGAUUGAUUCGCAAGAACUGCUAGAGGAAUUGGUCAGAGAAAUCUUAGAAGAUCGAGCUGCCAAGUAUUUAAAAAUAUGUGAAAGUGAAGGCAAAGAGAAUCAUUGAAGAAAGCAACAAAAGAAUGUGAUAUAUUUUCGUAAAAAGGCAAUGAAUGCAAUUCAAAAUUAUAGUUAGCGUAGCGGAAUUUUUGUAUUCAUCCUACACUAUUUAAGAUUUUGUAUGAAUUAAUUUUCAUUUCUAGUGCAUCUUAUUCAGUAGGAUUGUACCUUCAAUCGCAUAUCAAAAUAAAUUUAUGGAAACUUCAUGAAAUAA